This is a messenger RNA of Tachysurus vachellii, 4108 nucleotides long. RefSeq names its product neurotrophic tyrosine kinase, receptor, type 1 (gene ntrk1). Bases 190 to 2598 code for a protein of 802 amino acids. The transcript has 17 exons. Gene Ontology annotation, biological process: positive regulation of kinase activity; cell surface receptor protein tyrosine kinase signaling pathway; nerve growth factor signaling pathway. The record is from RefSeq and is a predicted model, not a curated record. Lineage: Eukaryota; Metazoa; Chordata; Actinopteri; Siluriformes; Bagridae. Gene Ontology annotation, cellular component: plasma membrane; signaling receptor complex; axon. Gene Ontology annotation, molecular function: neurotrophin binding; ATP binding; transmembrane receptor protein tyrosine kinase activity.
UGUCUCUGAAGCAGUGAGGGGAGAAGAGGAGAGACAAGAGGCGAGGAAAAAGAGAGGAGGCAGCAGCCCACUGUUCCCCUGGGCCCUUGCUUCACUGCUGCUCCAGUGGCUUGACAACUACCUCUCGAAGCAAGAGAUCCCGUUCUCCAGAUCGCUGGUGAAUAGAACCGAGAGCAGGUUACACUCAGCAUGGCUGGCAGGGCCGUGUGCCAGGUGGCCUUGGCUCUGUUCCUGAUGCUCAGCCUGACAACAGGAGCUUGGACCGGCUGCCCCGGGGCCUGUCGCUGCUCCUUCGCCAUGCUCCAGUGCUUGGAAGCGAAUGGUAUCAGCAGCAUCCCGGUGCUGAUUCAGCAGGAGAGCGAGAAUGUCACAGAAAUCUACAUCGAGAACCAGACAAACCUGAAGCACAUCACGGACGUGGACUUCUUCAACUACAAAGAACUGAAGAACCUCACAGUUACAGACUGCGGCUUGCUCUUCAUCUCUGAUAAAGCCUUCCAGAAUAACUUCAAGCUGCAAUACGUAAACCUGGCCUCGAACUCGCUCACGCACAUCAGCUGGAAGGUCUUCCAUUUCAUUCCACUGAUGAACCUGGUUCUGAGGGAUAACCCCCUGACCUGCUCGUGUCAUCUGUACUGGCUACAGCAGUGGCAGAGGACGAGGCGAGCCGACAUCGACAGCCAGCAGAGCUGCUGGUUUAACAGCAGCAGCGUUCAGCUCGACAGGUUUAUGAUGGAGAACUGCAGUCUUCCCGAGGUGUCCAUCAACGCUCCAGAACUUCCCAUUAAGGAGGGGGGAAACCUGACGUUUGAGUGUCAGGUCACCGGAACUCCAGUGCCUAGUAUUCGGUGGAGGACGGAGCAGCUAAAUUCCAGUUUUAUUCUGGAGCCUGGGAUCUCGGGCUCCACUUUGGAGCUGGUGCUUCACCUGUUGAAUGUGUCGUAUAGGGACAACCUGCACAAUCUCACCUGUGAGGCAGAGAACGAAGCAGGGCCGAGAGAAGCGAUGGUGCAGCUCAACAUCGAGUUCCCGGCCAAAAUCGUGUCCCUGAAGGACCCGGAGCAGCAGCAUCACUGGUGCUUCCCCUUCAGAGUAGAUGGAAAUCCACCUCCGAGCAUCAAGUGGCUGUACAACAGCACGCCGCUGGUGGAGACGCCGUACGCCUACACGCAGAUCAUCCCAGACUUGGACGACGGUUCCGAAUAUCACGGCUGCCUUUUCCUCAACAAACCCACUCACCUCAACAACGGCUAUUACACACUCAUCGUGGAGAACGCGCUGGGCCGAGAAGAGGCCACGUCUUUCGGAAAGUUCAUGGACAACCCGUUCGGCCCUUCUGACCCGGAAGGCAUCAUCCUCGUCCAGACCAGUGACCCCACAGCUCCUACUAACCAGUCGCGCGAGGACGUGACGGAGAAGCGGGAAAGCAGCCUGCUUGGGGUGUCUGUCGCUGUCGGCCUCGCUGCGUUUGCUUGCACCUUCCUGCUCAUCAUGGUGUUGGUGAUCAAUAAGUGUGGGCAACACUCCAAGUUCGGCAUCCAUCGGUCGUCCGUUCUGGGGAAGGAAGAAGACUUGGCCGUCUCGCUCCGCUUUAUGAACUUCGGAGUGAGUCCUCCUUCCUCAGACGAAGGCAUGCUGGACUCGGGACUCUCCAGCUUUGUGGAGAACCCGCAGUACUUUUGUGGCAUCAUCAAAGACAAGGACAUGUGUGUGCAGCACAUUAAGAGGCAGGACAUCAUGCUGAAGUGGGAGCUGGGAGAAGGAGCUUUCGGGAAGGUUUAUUUAGCCGAGUGCGCUAACCUCUGUCCAGACACAGACAAGAUGCUGGUGGCUAUAAAGACGCUGAAGGACGCCAACGAAUCGACUCGACAGGACUUCCAGCGUGAGGCCGAGCUCCUGACUGUGCUCCAGCACGAGCACAUCGUCCGCUUCUACGGAGUUUGUACGGAUGGAGAACCUCUCGCCAUGGUGUUCGAGUACAUGCGCCACGGCGACCUCAACCGCUUCCUCAGGGCUCAUGGUCCAGAUGCCCGGAUUCUAGACGAGGUCAAGAUUCCCCCGAUGGGUCAGCUGACCCUGCUGCAGAUGCUCCAGAUUGCAGCCCAGAUCGCCUCCGGUAUGGUCUACCUGGCCUCACUCCACUUUGUGCACAGAGACCUGGCCACCAGAAACUGCCUGGUUGGUGAAGGUCUUGUGGUGAAGAUCGGUGACUUCGGCAUGUCCAGAGACAUCUACAGCACUGAUUACUACAGGGUCGGUGGAAGAACCAUGUUACCUAUUCGUUGGAUGCCUCCUGAGAGCAUUAUGUACAGAAAGUUCACCACAGAGAGCGACAUCUGGAGUUUCGGGGUGGUUCUGUGGGAGAUCUUCACCUACGGAAAACAGCCGUGGUAUCAGCUGUCCAACAGCGAGGCGAUCGAGUGCAUCACACAGGGCCGAGAGCUGGAGCGGCCACGGACGUGUCCUAAAGAGGUCCACCAGCUCAUGCAGGGCUGCUGGCAGAGGGAACCACAACAACGCCUCGUCAUCAAGGAAGUCUACAACCGGCUCGUGGCCCUGGUGAAGAACCCCCCGAUCUACCUGGACAUCCUGGAGUGAGAGAGUGAGAGAGAAAUAGAACAAGAGAGAAAGAGAGAGAGUGAGAGAGAGAGAGAGAGAGAGAGAGAGAGAGAGAGAUCUGACAAGGGACGGCUGGAGGUUUCAUUUGUGGAGAGAAAAAGUGACAAAAGGACUGAAGAAGAUCCCAGAGUCCUUUGAUCUGUCAAACUGAGCAUCCAUCAGGACAUUCAGGAAGGACAAAGUUGGCCAGAACUCCUCACAACUCCAUGACAACUCCAUCGAGUGAAAAAGAAAUCAUCAAAUUCAAUCAAGUCAAAUAUUCCCUUAGGUUCAGAUUAGCGAGAGAACAUGGUAUUUUAUCUCAAAGGCAGGAACAGAACCAGCCCCUUUUCAGCCCUUUGUGUGGUCUUUUUCCUCCUACGAGUCACACUGCAGUGUUUAUAAGUACACAAAGUCGAAUGCAUCACUAAGUUCACGCGUCCCUUGUCUUGCAGUUGUGAAUAAUCAGUGUAUUAUAUAGAAACAUGUUAUGAGUGCACCAAAACAGCAUGUAUUCAACUUUCUUAUUGUUAAAAAGCAGCUGAUCCUCACACAGACACACACACAGUGGAACACACACACACACAGGAACACACACAGGAACACACACAGCUAAACAGGUAUACAGCUAUACUCAUAGUUUCACAGGUAUACACAGAGUUAUACAGGUCCUCAGGUAUGCCAUAAAUACACAUCUACACACACCAAUAAACGAACAGCUACAGCUACACACACAGCCAUACAGAUACACACACAAGCACACAAACAGCUACACAGGUACACACAGAGGUACACACACUGGUACACACACAGCUAUACAGAUACACACAGACGUACACACACUGGUACACACACAGCUAUACAGAUACACACAGAGGUACACACAGAGGAACACACACUAGUACACAGAUACACACUGGUACACACAAUGGUACACACAGCUAUACAGAUACACACAGAGGUACACACAGAGGAACACACACUAGUACACAGAUACACACUGGUACACACAAUGGUACACACACAGUUAUACAGAUACACACACUGGUACACACACAGCUCACCGUGUGGAUGGUGUAAAAAGUUGAGAUGUCUGUGCUACAGUUUGUAUGUUUACUUUUUCUCUGGGUUUAUUUUAGAUCAUAAGCUAAUUUUCUUCUUUAAUGUUUAAUCAACUACAUUUAAACCCUCUGUAUAUAAAAUGCUAACCGUCACCAUGGUAACGCAGCGGAAAUGGACACGAAACUGACAAACAGUCUUUUUUGAACUGGAUUGUAAACAGUGCUGCUGAAUUUCUACCUGUAACCUCGUCGCCUCGCGCUGCAGCAGAACAUCCUGCGGUCUGUGGCACCGGGAGCUGCUUUUACAGUCUGUGGUGUUGAUGAUGACUGAAAACAGGAGGGAAAUUAUUACAAAUUAUCACUCAGCGAUCAGCAGAGCGUCAGUCUGACUGUCAGAAAGAUCCGCCGUUUGUAAUUAUUACACAAAUAAAUAUUAGAGUUUGAAUAAA